Molecule: messenger RNA, 1894 nt
Organism: Manis javanica (Malayan pangolin)
Lineage: Eukaryota; Metazoa; Chordata; Mammalia; Pholidota; Manidae
Gene: C15H5orf52
Product: chromosome 15 C5orf52 homolog
Source: RefSeq, a predicted model, not a curated record
CCACAGCCUCCCGGGCUCCGCGUAGGUCCGGUCCCGCCCCCGUCGCCCGUCUCCCAGGCAACGCGCAGCGCUCACCUCACAGCGUCUGUCCAGCGACUCUCUCCGCGUCCGCGCACGCGCACCAACCAUGGCUCGGGGUCCUGCUCCUAUUCCCGAGUCGUACUCGAGCGAAGAAUACGCAACUCCCCAGCAGCCCAGGCCGUGGGCCACGUGGAACCUGGGCUCGCCCACCGCUCAGGCGGCCGCUGUCCAGGCGACCACCAGUUCCGGCGCCACCCCGAGCCGGGCCUUCUGGCGCGGUGGGCUCAGCAGCCGUCCCAGAAUCGACGCAGGCACCUCGCCGCAGGUCUGCUUUCUGCGGCCGCGAACCGCGCAGCCGCCGGUGCUCUUCAGCUUAAUGAAUUCCAAUGAAGCCGCGAUGAAAAAAUUUUUGCCCAAGAGCAACUUAUCUCGGGUGAUUAUUCGGGACAAUCUCAGUGCACAACGAAUCUGUGCGAUGGAGAUAAGAGCUUCAGACAAGACCAAGAAAAAGAUGAGCCAGUUGUAUGACCACCUGAAAAAAAAGUUCAUGACAGACCAGCUCAGAAAGCUGGGGCGCUGGAAACAGGAAUCUGUGAACCUCCAGCAGUGCCUGGACAACAUGCGAGUGUACAAGGUCUAGCUCCAGCUCCAACUCCGUCCUGACAAGAAAAGCCAGCCGCCCUAGUCACAUGGCAGAAUGAUCUGCCGCAGGGCUAUGAUGACAUCAGGCUGACAGGAGGGAAAGAGGGAGCGAGCUAGCCAGCCCAACCGUGGUGGAACAACAAUAAACUGCAACAGCAAACAGUGUAGCACAAACCCCUCAGCAAUUCUCAUAUUCCUUGCCUGGCCCUGCCCCCUCUGUUCUGGUGGGGGGACCCUGAUAGUCCCUAGCUGCCUGAGGAGGAGGCCGAAUCAAGCCAGUUUCCAGUGGGUAAGGCAAAGAUCGACCUUUAGUAGCCAUGUGUCUGAGGUGUCCAGGUGUGCUGGGACAGGGCACCUUAGAUGACAGGGGCUUGGAAAUACCACUGCCUGGCAUUCCAGUGGUAAGGUCAGGUUGGGGCAUCAGACAGACCUCCAACAAGUGCCAUUUCUGCCAUCUGUCUGCUCUGUGACUUUGCAACCUCUUUGAUCCUGUUUCCUUAUCUGAAAGAAUAGGGUAAUAGUGAGGGAAUCUACUUGCAAGAGCUGGUGUGAGGAUGUGGAGUGCUUGGCCCAGGGCCUGCGUUCCAGUGGCUGUCAUCACCAGGGCUCCCAUUGGCUUGCCUUGCCAGGCCACUCCCUGGUUGUCCUGCUGCCUGACUGUAGCCCUAACCCUGGCAGUCCCCAUGUUGUGGCGUUUAUUGUGCAGGCCCGUCAUCUGGAAUGCUCCUGCAGCCCCCAGGGCUCUCAGGAAACUCUUUGCCCACCUGUUAAGGCCACUUCCUGCAAAGCUUUUCUGACCUUCCACUCCUUUCCCCACCCUGCCUAAGCCACAUGGGUUCCCUGCGCCCCCUGAAUUUGGAAUACCUGGGGUGGCUUCAUUCUGCCUUGUAUAGUAGCUGUGUGGGUAUUUGUUCUAACCCCUGAUGAAUUGUACAGUCUUCUGAGAGCAAGGACAAAGGAUCCCCCAAAAUUCAGUUCAACCUCUUCUGUGACACCACCCCCCCGACACUAGCCCCAAUACAGAAGGCCACGCCUUCCUGUGCCCACACCUCUGUCUGCAGCAAGUGUGUGGCUGGCCGUUUCUUGUUUGCUCACUGUCUCCCUUACCAGCUUUUGAACGUCUCAAUGGCAGGGCAGCAAUGCCGAGUCGUUCAUCUUUGUAAUCACAUUACCCAGUAAGUGAGGGUAGUCCUUCGGUAUUUUUGAGUAAAUGACUGUAUUCCUCUUUGUA